AUGAUGCCACUUCACAGGAGAAACAUUCCUGCGAAAGAAGAUGACGCUUCCGAUGAUGUUCGAAAACCCGAGCCUCAGGUGUCUAUACAGAAGAAAACAGACGUCUCAGCACCAUCCAAAAGCAAGAGAUCCCGGCUGAUACUGUUGGCCAUUGCCAAUUUUCUCUUUUUGGGGUUCGUGUCGACGAAGUACAAGUUCAAGUCCACAUCCCAGUUGACUGCGAUCCUUGCGACAGCUCAGCUUAUGUUUAUUCCAAGCUUGCUGUCACUGGCUAUCGGAGUCUUCGAUAUGUCAUCCUCAGCACUGCCUCAUCAGCGAUACAUUCCAUUAGCGGCGGUAGGGACCAUCGUCGGCAACCUACUACCAUCCUACUUGAGCAGUGCUCUGGCAAAUCUUGCAAUCGUCAUCUUUGGGCUUUCAUCAAGACCUCUUCCAAAGAAGGAUGACGAAGUGGUUCAAACUCAACAAAAAUCGGACUUUUUAGCGGGACCAUUGGGGACUGUGCUGGCGGCCUUUGUCAUGACAACAAUGCUCUUGAUUGAGAAUUUUUGCAUCUGGGUUGUUUCAGCGACCUACAAGGCGAGUCAGAAUAAAGAAACACUACCAGCUCCUCUACAAGACAAUGGUCAACUAAUCAUGAGAUACUUCUUCACUUCCGUCAUGGAAGUGUCCAAGAAAGAAGUGGUCAAAGUCCGGAACAAAAUCAAUGUCGAAUGGAUCUUGGUAUCGGGGUUAGGACUAGCCAUUGUUGCUCUCGAAAUGGAUGGGGGUCGGAUGAAACGAAGUUUGUGGGGAGUUGGUAAACGAGCUCUCUACACCCUGGGCAUUGCGCGAGGGAUCCGAACUUUCAGCUUUCUCAUUACGGUUCUUCCCAGUCAGAAUCCAAAAUGUUAUUUUUCGCACUUUCCUACACCGCCACCAGAUGAAUGGAUUCCAUGGAUCGUGGAAGGAUUCGUUCCACAAGCCAACGGAGGAUGCAACGAUUUGAUCGUGAGUGGACAUGCCACAGUGACAUCGACAUUGGCUUGCAUGGUGACAAGCGUGGUGGGAGAACCCCUGUUCACGGCGGCAAUUUGGAUGUUUGUUACUAUGGAUUACAUGGUGGAGGUUUACGAAGGCUUUCAUUACUCAGUUGAUAUGUGGCUUGGAGCCAUCCUGGUCAAUUUCAUUUGGAAUACGCUAGCUUCCGUAGAAAAUUCUGCGAACCGACGACAAGAGUUAGCACCAAAGAAAGCAUUCAUUCCGUUGCAAGAUGCUACAAUCUCCGAUUUUAUGAAAUAUUCUGUUCCUGCAGUUGGUUCUUAUUUACAAUUGAAUGGGAUCAUACCAAACGAUUACGCGAAUUACACGAUCAUCUUGUACUUCUUGGCUGUUGCCUACCGGAUAUCGAAAAUUGGAUUUGAACAAUAUUCACAACACAGCUUGAUUUGUGUUCUAUUCCUGGCCAUUGGCAUCUACGUGUGA
Messenger RNA from Cylindrotheca closterium, 1464 nucleotides. NCBI's taxonomy places the organism in Eukaryota, Bacillariophyta, Bacillariophyceae, Bacillariales, Bacillariaceae. The record is from the annotation of a GenBank genome assembly.